This is a messenger RNA of Brassica napus (rape), 1478 nucleotides long. RefSeq lists its product as uncharacterized. The record is from RefSeq and is a predicted model, not a curated record. The coding region runs from base 587 to 1387 and encodes 266 amino acids. Gene Ontology annotation, molecular function: DNA-binding transcription factor activity, RNA polymerase II-specific; protein dimerization activity; RNA polymerase II cis-regulatory region sequence-specific DNA binding. Gene Ontology annotation, biological process: positive regulation of transcription by RNA polymerase II. NCBI's taxonomy places the organism in Eukaryota, Viridiplantae, Streptophyta, Magnoliopsida, Brassicales, Brassicaceae. The transcript has a single exon.
UAUGAGAUAUCAAAUUUAAUAAAAUAUUUUCUUAUGAUAUAUCAAAUUCAAUGAAAUAAUCGAACUAAUAUACUGUGUUUAAAUAUCAACUAAAAUACUUUAUGAAAUAUCAUGUUUGAUAAAAUAUUAAGUUCAUGAGAAUUGAAUAAAAAUAAAAAUUUCAUGGUUUUAUGUGAGAUUUUAGAAUAGUUUAAUGAAAAUCAUAUUAAAUCUCCAAUCAUACAAAAUCAUCAAAAUUUCUUAAAAAAUAAAUUAUCUCAAACUCUAAAUUGAAUACCACCCCUGACGGAUUUCGAAUACUUCCAACAAAAAUAUGGCAAUAGUUCAACAAUCAUGAUGAAUAUUCAAACAGUAAAUAGAAAAGACGAAUCAAGCUAACAAUAACAAAUGUUCUUAGACUGGUGACUAUAAUAGCGGCCAAUCAAUCAUCGCCACGUAACCGUUUUUUUGGCGAGUCCAGGCACACGAGUCGGUGGUCAGGAUACCUAUAUAUAUCCGCGUAGGGUUUCUAUUCUCGUCUCACUCUCUCCCUCUUUCGUUCACUUCUCGCAUCCAUCAUCUUUCUCUCUUCUCCUUUAGGUCAACAAUGGCGAGAGGAGGAACAAAGAGAAAGAUUGAGAUCAAGAAACGUGAAACCAAAGAACAACGAGCGGUGGCUUACUCUAAACGCCGUAAAACGCUCUUCUCCAAAUCCGCCGAGCUCUGCUGUUUAUCCGGUGCAAACAUCGCCGUCUUCGUUACCUCUCCGGGAGAUAAAGCCAACGUCGCCUCCUCCUUCUCAGGUCACGCCUCUGCCACCGAGAUUGUUGAUUGUUACUUCAAAGGCACGCUUCCUCCGAAGAUUAGUGUUCCUGAAUCCAAAUUAGGGCUUUGGUGGACAGAUCCGGAUCUUUACAGUUCUUGUGAUGAUCUCUCGCAGUUAGAUGUCAUUGAGGAUCUUAUUAAGAGGACCAAGAAGGAUUUGAUGGAUUGCCUUGAGAAGCAAGAAAACUCAAGGGUUUGUUGUUUUGAUUCCCGUCAAAACCCUAACUCCUCCUCACAAGCCGUCACUAUGUAUCAGAACACUAGCAAACCUCUCGACGGAUCUUCACAAGUAAUCUAUGGUGGUGAGUCUUCUUCAGGUCAACCUCGUUACUUGGUGAACAAGGAUGUUGGUAACUGCUUAUGGGAGACAGAGAAAGAGAAUAACCUAAUUAUGAGUUUACCCCAAGAAACAGAACAAACACAGUCGAUUACCAACGUGGAAGGUGGUGAUGAGGGUCAGAGCUUUUGGGAUGAACUCUAUAACGAAGAUGGUUUUGGUCUUAAUAACGGUGAAGACGAUGUCAUGAAUCAUGAUCGACAUUGGAGAAUUUCUCAACGAUAUAUAGAAAGUGGAGGAAGUUAGUCAAUUCACAGCUUUUAAUGUUCAUGGUGGGGUUUAUUAUGGUUAUAAUUUUUAAACUCUUGUUAUAAUCCUUAAUUAGGUACUAUUUUUU